Colletotrichum gloeosporioides is the source of this 1899-nucleotide messenger RNA. RefSeq lists its product as uncharacterized. The transcript is spliced from 2 exons. Bases 1 to 1899 code for a protein of 632 amino acids. Lineage: Eukaryota; Fungi; Ascomycota; Sordariomycetes; Glomerellales; Glomerellaceae. The record is from RefSeq and is a predicted model, not a curated record.
AUGUCCAGGUCCGGCCAAGAUGCUGCGUCUCCCCCCGGCGGCGACAAGGCCAACGCCAACGACACCGCUUCUCGUACAUCAGAUCAAGCCCCCUUGGCAGCCACCAUCAGGCCACCCGCGGCCGCGGCCACCACCCCAGAAACCGGCGCGCUCCAUCACCCGCACCACCAGCCCACCCCGCACGCGACUGCGACGGAGACCGCUGCUACUCCAGACCCAGCUGCCACUACUCCAGCUGCGGUAACUAUUACUACAUCCCCGGUCACGGCUGCUGGACCGGGAGCUUCACUUGCGCAUCCCGAUAUAAUAAAGCAGACGCCCUGCUCCCAGCCAGACCUGUCGCCUCCCAUGCCUACUUCUUCCUCCCCCCCUCCAUCCUCCUCUCUUGCUGCGCCUGAGGCCAACACCCAGCCAAAGAGCCAGCCACAGCACACCACCGCUGCCUCUUCAUCGUCCACCACCAAGAUGAUCUUCUCAGACAUUUACAAGUCCCCACGCUCGCCUCUCGCCAAGUUCAGGCACUCCAUGUCCCAGCAGCCCUUGACGCUGGACUUGCCCGACUACGACCCAGACCUCCUGAGCAAGGAUAAGGUCAAGCAGAAGGAGGCAGUUAAGAAGUACCUUGCCUCCAAGAUCCGCAACGACUGGGAGUUUGCCUGGCCACCAGUCAUCCCACCCCCAAAACAGAACGGCGAUGCUGUGGCUGCACCAAAACCGACGCCAGCGCCAGCAACCGAGGCUGAUGCGCCCGUACAAGCACCCGUAGAACAGACUCAAGAGACCGCCGAGCCCAAGCCCGAAGCGACGCAGACGGCGACGAAUGACGACGAUGUGGCAGUCGAAAGCAUGGACAGCAGUGACGACGACGACGAGGAAGGGGGGUUCUCAGACAGCGAUGCCGAGUCCGUCUACAGCACCGUCUCAGAAGACCCGGCACGCUUCAAGCCUCGCUUGGAAUGGGUGUCUGACCUCUCCGACGAGGAGCCCGUCCCACUGUCUCUCUCCCCGUUCCGCUUCGACAGCCCCGAUGCGAUCGGCGCCGCGGUAAAAGCCUCCGUCGCCGAGAAGCGUACGGCGCGGAGGCGGGCUCUACGUGAGGAAAUGCAGUGGAAUGAAGGGCUGGCCUGCUUCGAGGCGAGGCGCAAUGCCUGGACAGGCGCACGUACGGUGCGCGUUCGCGCCAAACCCGUUUCUCCCACGCAGACAUUCUCGCCGCUGUCGCCCCGCCGCCUCUUCUUCCGCUCCUCAAUGUCCCAGCCUUCGCCAGCACCUUUCGGUGCGUCUCCAUCGUCGCCGCCUCAUUCUCUGCAGCAGCGGCCGAGCAACGAUGCUUCGGCCGUUGUGUCGGAUGGCUCCGAGCUCACCAAAGAGCUCACUGCGUCAAAGUCUAAGGAGUCCGCACGGUCAGCGGCAUCGGCCGCGGCUGUGACGUACCCCGUCGAGACCCUGGUUCCUCUUCCCGCGCCCCUGCUUCCUCCCGGAAACCCAAUGCGUGCAUCCAUCACUCCUUCAGUGUACAUCUCGUUGUACGAGAAGGUGAUUGUACACGCCCUGACGCCCUCAUGCCCCGUCAACUUGUCAGACAUGAUUAGAGCCUGUGUUGUAGGGUGGAAGCGAGACGGUGAGUGGCCUCCGAAGCCGGCCGCUGACGUUGGUAUCGUCGCUGUGCGGCGGAGGAAGAAGUCCGCGACAGAUGGUGCAGGGCAGAACGCCGUUCGUAGAAUGAGCUUCGGCUUCUUGGGCAGGGCAGAAAAGACCGAGGGCCAUGACGAGGCUGGAACCGGUAAGGGCAUUAGAAGAAGCCUGCAAAGGGUCCUCGGUCUUGGACAACACCAUCCCGCCACAGGAGCGGGUAAUGGAAACGGGGCGGCAAACGGAAAAGAAGCGACGGCUGCAUAG